CCCCUCGGCGCCCCCGCCUCUCCCCCUUCUCGUCGCUCGGUUUUCUGUCAAGCUCUUCCUGUCCCUCUCCCCCUCGCUCCUUCCUCUCGCUUCCUCUCUCGCACCUGAGCACACGCACCUGCCCGGGCCCGACUCUCGCUCCCUCCUCUCCUCCUCCCCCUCCCUCCCUCCCCGCUCGGUCCCGGCCGCGGGAGCCUCGCGGCUGCGUCACCGCCGCUCCCCCCCACCCCCGACAAGAUGGACACCGCUGAGGAAGACAUAUGUAGGGUGUGUCGGUCUGAAGGAACACCUGAGAAACCUCUGUAUCAUCCCUGUGUAUGUACUGGCAGUAUUAAGUUUAUCCAUCAAGAAUGCUUAGUUCAGUGGCUGAAACACAGUCGAAAAGAAUACUGUGAAUUAUGCAAGCACAGAUUUGCUUUCACACCAAUUUAUUCCCCAGAUAUGCCUUCCCGGCUUCCAAUCCAAGACAUAUUUGCUGGACUGGUUACAAGUAUUGGUACUGCAAUACGAUAUUGGUUUCAUUAUACGCUUGUGGCCUUUGCAUGGUUGGGAGUUGUUCCUCUUACAGCAUGCCGCAUCUACAAGUGCUUGUUUACUGGCUCCGUGAGCUCACUACUGACACUGCCUCUAGACAUGCUAUCGACGGAAAAUUUGUUGGCAGAUUGUUUGCAGGGUUGUUUCGUGGUGACAUGCACACUGUGUGCAUUCAUUAGCCUGGUGUGGUUGCGAGAGCAGAUAGUCCAUGGAGGAGCACCAAUUUGGUUGGAGCAUGCUGCUCCGCCUUUCAAUGCUGCUGGGCACCACCAGAAUGAGGCUCCAGCAGGAGGAAAUGGUGCAGAAAAUGUUGCCGCUGAUCAGCCUGCUAACCCACCCGCUGAGAAUGCAGUGGUGGGGGAACACCCUGAUGCCCAGGAUGAUCAGGCAGAAGAGGAGGAGGAGGACAAUGAGGAGGAAGAUGACGCUGGCGUGGAAGAUGCAGCAGAUGCCAACAACGGAGCCCAGGAUGACAUGAACUGGAAUGCUUUAGAAUGGGACCGAGCUGCAGAAGAACUUACGUGGGAAAGAAUGCUAGGACUUGAUGGAUCACUAGUUUUUCUGGAACAUGUCUUCUGGGUGGUGUCUUUAAAUACACUGUUCAUUCUUGUUUUUGCAUUUUGUCCUUACCAUAUUGGUCAUUUCUCCCUUGUUGGUUUGGGAUUUGAAGAACAUGUUCAAGCAUCUCAUUUUGAAGGCCUCAUCACAACCAUAGUUGGGUAUAUACUUUUAGCAAUAACACUGAUAAUUUGUCAUGGCUUGGCAACGCUUGUUAAAUUUCAUAGGUCUCGUCGCUUACUGGGAGUCUGCUAUAUCGUUGUUAAGGUCUCUUUGUUAGUGGUGGUAGAAAUUGGAGUGUUUCCUCUCAUUUGUGGUUGGUGGCUGGAUAUCUGUUCCCUGGAAAUGUUUGAUGCUACUCUGAAAGAUCGAGAACUGAGCUUUCAGUCGGCUCCAGGUACUACCAUGUUUCUGCAUUGGCUGGUGGGAAUGGUAUAUGUGUUCUACUUUGCCUCCUUCAUUCUGUUACUGAGAGAGGUGCUUCGACCUGGUGUCUUAUGGUUUCUAAGGAAUUUAAAUGAUCCAGAUUUUAAUCCAGUACAGGAAAUGAUCCACUUGCCCAUUUAUAGGCAUCUCCGAAGAUUUAUUUUGUCAGUGAUUGUCUUUGGCUCUAUUGUCCUCCUGAUGCUUUGGCUUCCUAUACGUAUAAUUAAGAGUCUGCUGCCUACUUUUCUUCCAUACAAUGUCAUGCUGUACAGUGAUGCUCCAGUGAGCGAACUGUCCCUUGAGCUGCUUCUGCUUCAGGUUGUCUUGCCAGCAUUACUUGAACAGGGACACACAAGGCAGUGGCUGAAGGGGCUUGUACGAGCAUGGACUGUUACCGCUGGGUACUUGCUGGAUCUUCAUUCCUAUUUAUUGGGAGACCAGGAAGAAAAUGAGAACAGUGCAAAUCAACAAGUCAACAAUAACCAGCAUGCUCGAAAUAACAAUGCUAUUCCUGUGGUGGGGGAAGGCCUGCAUGCAGCCCACCAAGCUAUACUUCAGCAGGGAGGGCCUGUCGGCUUUCAGCCUUACCGCCGGCCUUUACAUUUUCCACUCAGGAUAUUUCUGUUGAUUGUCUUCAUGUGUGUAACAUUACUGAUCGCCAGCCUCAUCUGCCUUACUCUACCAGUAUUUGCUGGCCGUUGGUUAAUGUCGUUUUGGACGGGGACUGCCAAAAUCCAUGAGCUCUACACAGCUGCCUGUGGUCUCUAUGUUUGCUGGCUAACCAUAAGGGCGGUGACAGUACUGGUGGCGUGGAUGCCCCAGGGACGCAGAGUGAUCUUCCAGAAGGUUAAAGAGUGGUCCCUCAUGAUAAUGAAGACUUUGAUAGUUGCCGUGCUGCUGGCUGGAGUUGUCCCACUCCUUUUGGGGCUCUUGUUUGAGCUAGUUAUUGUUGCUCCCCUGAGGGUUCCCUUGGAUCAGACUCCUCUUUUUUAUCCAUGGCAGGACUGGGCACUUGGAGUCCUGCAUGCCAAAAUCAUUGCAGCUAUAACAUUGAUGGGUCCUCAGUGGUGGUUGAAAACCGUAAUUGAACAGGUUUACGCAAAUGGCAUCCGGAACAUUGACCUUCACUAUAUCAUUCGUAGACUGGCAGCUCCAGUGAUCUCUGUGCUCUUGCUUUCCCUGUGUGUACCUUAUGUUAUAGCUUCUGGUGUUGUUCCUCUACUAGGUGUUACUGCGGAAAUGCAAAACUUAGUCCACCGGCGGAUUUAUCCGUUUUUACUGAUGGUUGUGGUAUUGAUGGGAAUCUUGUCCUUCCAAGUCCGCCAGUUUAAGCGCCUUUAUGAGCAUAUUAAAAAUGACAAAUACCUGGUGGGGCAACGCCUCGUGAACUAUGAACGGAAGUCUGGCAAACAAGGCACAUCUCCACCACCUCCACAGUCGUCUCAAGAAUAAAGUGGUUGUCUCAACUCCUUGACCUUCCCCUUGCCUUUACAUGUCCUUCUUUGUGGACUUCUCUCUUUUGAAGAUAUUCCCUAGUGAUCUCUCAGUAUUGUUUUUAAAUUAAAUGUAUUUGACUUGUGUUCUCAGCAGCUCUGCUGCUCUGCCCUGCAUCUUCUGACAUCACUGCUGUCUGAGAUCUGUAUAUGUGUAAAUAGAAGUUCCUUGAUACCCUAAAACCUUGGAUUAAACAGAAUGUGCAUUGUACAUCUUGAAACAAAAUGUAUAUUAAUUUAUUAAAUCUAGUUGUCACUUUAUUUUGGACCUGCUGUGAUCUCGACAGGAAACGUGCCACAGAGCCAUAGUGAACAGGCAAGACUUUUCAAUGACGUCUUGUGGAGUUCAGUUCAUGAUGUUCCUAGCAGUUUUACUAAGUAAACUGUACGUUUUGUCUUUCUUGGCUGUUCAGACGUUACCAAGAACAUAAAAGGAAACAAGUGGAAAUCAGCAGCGGAGUGUCUGUGGUAAGAAAACAUGAACUUUGUGCUUCACUGUCAGUCAUUUUUGGAAGUUAUUUUGUAUAACACCAAAGCUGUUGUACAUUUUCUACUGCCUGAUUUUUUUCAUGUGUCUGUGUUUGUAAUAUUGUAUAGUAUCUUGUGCUAGGUGAGGAAAUUAUUUUUAAUUUUGAUAAUAUUCCUAGUGAUCAGCAUUGGGAGUUGGGUUUUUGUGCUUGUUAGGGGCAUGCCUAUAUUUAGAAAAGAAGAAAGAAAAAGUGCAAAUGAAGAUUUUCAUUAGUCCCCCUCAUCACCCUUUUCCAUGCACAGCUCUCUCUUUCUUUUUGGUAGCAGUGGUCAAAAGUCAAGCAACAUCGUAAAUCUCACAGAGUGACAUCACCAAUCAUACUGCAUACUAUUGGAUUUAGAAUAUUCUGAGAUGCCUAAGUGUAGAUGUGGUUGUAGUCUUAGAUUGACAGCAUUAGAGAAAACUGGUUAGAACAUCUAGUCCUGCUAGUUAGUGCAUCACUGGGUGAGGAUUAGGGAGUGUAUUUCUCCUACUUUUCCAUUAGUAAAUCCCAAAGUUUCCAAAGCUUUUUGUUUACAGAAUAAAACUACAAGUAAAACCAACUCAAUCUUAUUUGUUCAGAAGAAAGCUGGCGGAGCUGGCCAACAUAGGAAUACAUUUUGUUGGAAAUGUGCUGUAAAAUCUCAGAGAACUGAACAAACUUGGUUUUCCCUUAUAACCAAAGCUUCAGGUUAGAAGUUUAGAGAAAUAAAAUGGUUGGGCACAUGAUUCAAGUAUUUAAUGGUAAUGGUAUAUUGUAGGGGUAGUGUUUGUUUUUGAAUGCUAAUUUAGAAGUUCUCAGAGAAAGUGGACAGCAUAGGUCUUCAGAAACUAUAAAAAAUUUUUUCAUAUAGUAUUAAAAUCCAUAGACUAAAAUCUGAGGAUUUAUAAAAUAUGAAAGUCAGCCAAACAAAAGCUACCAAAAUCAAGAGCAAUGUGUUCUGGUUUUAUAUUUCAACAGUUUUUCUCUAAGUGGUAUGCAAUUACUUUAAAAAAUAUUUUUAAACAAUCAGUAUCAAAAAAAAAAAAAAAAACAAAAUGACAUAGGACUCAGUGUUAUACUAUUUGGCACUUUGUAGUAGCCAUUUCUCUCAUAUUUGAAAUAAGGUCUUUGCUGGCUCUACCUUUGCUCAGAAAUUUAGUUCUACUGUAAAAAAUUAGCAUUUUAAAGUAUAAUGCCACCUGGCACGAUAAAUAUCUAUAUAAAUUGUUCUCUUCAGGAGAAAAAUAUUAAAUUGGGCAUAUAACUUGAUUAUAUUAAUUUAAGUUUCUUUUUUAAUUUUUCAUAGAAUUUGUAGAUCUUAAUAUAAAGUCAUUGGAACACAUCUGUUUUAACAGAUGUAGGCAGAUACUAUAAAAGGUUAAAAAUUGUUAAUGAAUUUUAAAUGAAUCUUAUUAAAUAUUUUUUAAAAAAACAAAAACAAAAACUGACAUGAAUGGCCAAAAAAUUACUCUCUAUUUCAGUGGCCGAUAACUUUAUAUUAAAUCUUACUUAAGAAUUCCUCCCUAGUUUUCAGUUGUGCUUCGUCCUGUUAUUUUAAAUAAGAUAAAUACUUUCAUAAGGAAAGCAUAUUCUGGCAUAAUAUUUGCUUGGGUAGCAUCCAGGUUUUGUUAUUAACCAAUAAUAGUCUUAAUGAAUAUUUGAAACCCAUAGUUCAGAAGGUGCUAAUAUUAUGGCCCUUCUUCACAUAGAAUUUUUUUUUUACAUCAUAGUGUAGUUCUGCUUCAUUUUACAUUGGGCUAAAACAGUCUUCAAGGAAAUUUACUAGGAAAGAAUACCUUUUUGCUUUAUUUUUACUAUUUAUAAGUUGAAGACAAAUCAACAUUUGGGUUUAAUUUUACAUGACCAGUUAUUAGAUGGUCAUAGUAUGAAGUGUGCAUUUCAUUAUUAGCAAAUUAUUUUUUAUUUUUAAACUAUUAAGUACUAAUAGUUGAGAUGAAAACUGAAAAAAAAAAAAAUGCCAAUGUGAGGUUUGUGGGUAGCUAGUCUUAAAAUAGCUUUAUGUUUUUAGAUGAAUUUUUUUCCUGUUUAUCUUUGGAAAAAACAGUGGAGAUAGGAUAUCUCAAUUCCAGACGUAAACAAAAAGUAAUUUUUAUUUCAUCAUUUAAUAUAACUGUUAUUACUGUGGAUUCUUGUGUUUUUUCUUUCCCAUAUUCAAGUAAUAGAGAAUAACUUUCCCUCAAAUGAUUAGAUCCUAGAUAUGUCACUUCUGUAUUGGUAAAUGCUACUAUUAAAAAUGUAAUUCUUGAAUUUAGGUUGAAUUGAUGACUUUUUAAAACAAAACUAAAACACUGGACAUUUGUACAUCAUAUUGUGUUUGCACACACAUAAUCACACACUCACACAUAAGAAUGUAGUGCCGUUAUAAGAACAUUGGCACUUUUUAAACCUUUGCAAGUAAACUUACUUUCAUUUUCAGGAUUGAGUAUUUUAAGCUCUCUACAUACUGUGAAAAGUUUUUUACAUUGUAAAGUGUAAUUAUUGUGUUUAAAAUACUCCUUUAGAAUGUUAAUUAUUCAGUCAUCAAGAAAAGACAAAAUGUUUUACCACUAAAGUAUUAUUAAAAGCCUCAUUUGUGGAGAUUCUCUAAUUUUCUUGGUUAAGUUGUCUUGUAUCUCCCUACCUAAUUUGCCCCCUCAGUCAGAUGUUUUCUUUUCAGUCUAUUACUACCCUGUGUCAUUUUUUAAAACAACCAUCAUGAGAAAGGGCUUCUUUGAAAUAAUACCCAUCAAUAUCUUUGGCAUUAUUACAACAUGGAACCUAAAACAGUAUAUAUAUGUUUUUGUUCCUGUCUGUUUUGUAUGAGUGCCUCAUUUUGUAGCCACACAAGUAAAGUAGUACCUUAAAUGAAAAUGUAAUGACUAAGGCACUAGGAAUGACUGUUGUAGAAGCUAAGUAGAACACUUAGUUAUUUGGGAUGUUAAUUUUCUAUCAAAGCAAACUCCUUAGAUACCUAGAUCAAUUUUAUGUGUAUAUAUUCUAAAAUGCUCCCUUUUUUAUGUGGUCAUUUGUUGCCUUCUGAGUUGAGAGAACAAAACUGAAUAAAGUGAAUGUUAGCUGUA
Cynocephalus volans (Philippine flying lemur) is the source of this 6582-nucleotide messenger RNA. It is a transcript of the gene MARCHF6, whose product is annotated as membrane associated ring-CH-type finger 6. The coding region runs from base 238 to 2970 and encodes 910 amino acids. Gene Ontology annotation, cellular component: endoplasmic reticulum membrane. The transcript is spliced from 26 exons. NCBI's taxonomy places the organism in Eukaryota, Metazoa, Chordata, Mammalia, Dermoptera, Cynocephalidae. The record is from RefSeq and is a predicted model, not a curated record. Gene Ontology annotation, molecular function: zinc ion binding.